Parascedosporium putredinis is the source of this 672-nucleotide messenger RNA. The record is from the annotation of a GenBank genome assembly. NCBI's taxonomy places the organism in Eukaryota, Fungi, Ascomycota, Sordariomycetes, Microascales, Microascaceae.
AUGUCCUCCAAGUCCCCCACAACGCCUCACCCGCCGAGAUCAAACGCUCCUUCUACGCCCUUUCGAAAACACCACCCCGACCACAACCCCUCCGACCCCCACGCCUCCCGCCGCUUCGUCCGCGUAUCCGAAGCCUACUCCGUCCUCUCCGCCCCGGCCAAACGCGCCGCCUACGACCGCGACAUGCGCCACUCCCACGCCCAUACCCACCAGCCCACCUCGCCCGCGCACCACUACGCCUCGGGUCCCGCCGGCGGCCGCCCCGCCUCAGGCCUAGGCCGGAGACGGCCCAUCGUGAACUCGACGCGCGGCACAUUCAAGGGCCCUCCUCCGAGCUUCUAUCGCCAGGGAGGCUGGGGCGACCACCACGAGAAGCGCAAGGCGGCCCAUGACCAGGCUGCGACGGCAGGCGCAGGUGGCGCCUCAACCGCGAGUAGCGGCCUAGGAGGCAUGGGGCCUGGCCAGCACCCGUUUAGAGACGAAAACCACGUGCCGCAUUUUGACAAUGCGUCGCACAAGCGCACGCACCAAAAGCAGGACCAGAGGCGGGCCUCACGACGAAUGCCAGAUGAACCCUCCAUAGGGACCGGUGGGGAUUCGCCCGUGGCCUUUGUUGUCAUCAGAGACACCCAAGAGGAGGCCGAAGAAGCAGCCAGCAAGGAGCAGUCCUAA